Ilex paraguariensis (yerba mate) is the source of this 1530-nucleotide messenger RNA. Lineage: Eukaryota; Viridiplantae; Streptophyta; Magnoliopsida; Aquifoliales; Aquifoliaceae. The record is from the annotation of a GenBank genome assembly.
AUCUCGCAAGUUACUACUGCCACCUGAACCUCCUAUAUCUCUCCAUUAUUCCCCUAUUUUUUCUCCGUACCUGCCCUUUACUUUCGCCUUGAUAAACUAUAACAAACUCAACGACCUCAACAUUGAAGAAACCACUCUCUCAGUCAACGACCAUGGCGUCUCUCCACAAUACCAUCCCCUCAUCUUCAUCCAUCCGAUUUCUCGGUCUCAUCAAACAACCAGGCUCCGAGCCCACCUCGAAGCCGUUCGAGCUGGACGAGAGAGACGUCGUUUGGUCCUCCUCGUCGGAUUUCUCCGACACUCGCUCGCCCUCUCGGUCUCCACCGUCUUUAUCAAAUUCUCCGACCAAUUUCCGCCACCAUCACCACUUUUCUCCAUCAAAGUCCGGUCUCUCCGCCGCGUUAUCCGACGACCAUCACCCUCUGGUCCGCCGGAAAUCGAAUCUAAACCCAUCACUCUCAGCUGCUUCGGCGGCGAAGGCGAUAUCGCCUUUGCGGUCGGAGAAUUUAGGUGGGGUUAAGUUCCACCAAUCAGCUCCGGUGAACGUGCCGAUGUGGCCGAAGAAAAUUGGGGGAUUUGGGAACUUGGGCCGUUUUGAUGAGGUAGAUGACGAGGUGGACGAUGAGGAGGACAUGGUUCCGCCGCACGAGAUCGUGGCGAGGUCGCACGUGACCUUCUCGGUGUUUGAAGGGGUCGGCCGGACACUCAAAGGGAGGGACUUGCGUCGUGUUCGCAACGCGGUAUUUCAGAAGACAGGUUUUAUUGAUUGAUUGAAACCUCUUUUUGUUCUGUAAUUUGUCGAACUUUUAGCUGUAAUUGAGAAACUGAAAUCGAAUUUGGACGCCAUAUCUAAUUGAUGCUCCUCUAUUGUUAAAUAACAUAUAUGUGGUACCGUACUACUACUGUAUUAGAUUUUUCUCAAACUUGUAAAUUGUGGAUUGGGAAUGUGAUCGAAGGGUUUAACCCCUCCUAGCAAUCGAUGAUUUUCUCAAUUUCGAUCAUGUGAAUUGGGUGUGCAUUUAGCUUUCCAUAAAUGUGGCUAGUAGCUGGUAGCAUUGCAUAUGCAGUAAGUUGAAUGACUUGCAAUCUUUAGAAAUUAGAAGCAUCAAGCUUUUUGGUUCUCAUUAACUUGAAAAGAUUUCAUUUUUGAUGAUGUUUUUUCGAUUCUGCCCAUGAUAUGUUGCUUCAUUUAGACCUCAAACAACAAAUGUAAAGCCAAUCUCUCAUAUGAAUAGGAUCCUUAAUAAUGCACACAAUUUUUGUAUCAACUACAACAGUUGGUGUCCCAUUUGAACCUGCCCUAAAUUAAGGACAUAUUUUCUCAGGUUAGUAGACGAUAGGCUUAUUUAAUUGUAAAUUUGGGCUAGGACUUGCAAAUAUAUUACCUGUGUUUUCUAGAAUCUUUGACAUAGUCGAUAUAAAUUAUAUGGGAUUUGGAGAAGGAAUAGGACGUCUUUUAGCUUUUCUCAAUAUACUCUUAAAUGCCACCAAUAUGUGCUGAUGGCUCCAGGAAAAGGUACAAUUGGUGUU